Molecule: messenger RNA, 3004 nt
Organism: Aquila chrysaetos chrysaetos
Lineage: Eukaryota; Metazoa; Chordata; Aves; Accipitriformes; Accipitridae
Gene: FBXO4
Product: F-box protein 4
Exons: 7
Coding region: 1-1356 (451 amino acids)
Biological process (GO): protein polyubiquitination; SCF-dependent proteasomal ubiquitin-dependent protein catabolic process
Cellular component (GO): SCF ubiquitin ligase complex
Molecular function (GO): protein binding
Source: RefSeq, a predicted model, not a curated record
AUGUAUGCUUCUCUCGCAUUAAAAACGUGCGUUCAAAGAACUCCCGUGAUACAGGUCCAACGACUAUGGUCAAGCGCUCCUGGGAGACCCCCCCCCCCCCCCCCCGCCACAUUGUGCGGUAGAGGACUGCGCGUCCUCCGCCCCGCCUCGCCCACCGGCGCCGGCGCAGUAACUCCGGGGGGCGGCGGGGCUUCGGCGUUAAUGGCGGCCGGCGGAGCGGAGGAACGGGGCGGUUUGGAGGCUGCCGUGCGGGGUCGGCUCCGCCUCCUCCGGGAGCGUUGGACGCGGGGGACCCGCGAACGCGGCGGUACCGCCGCGUUCGCGGGUCCCCCGCGUCCAACGCUCCCGGAGGAGGUGAGCGCCUUGCAGGCGCUGCCGAUCGACGUGCAGCUGAACAUCAUGUCCUUCCUCUCGCCCCAAGAUUUGUGCCAUUUGGGAAGCACGAGUUGUUACUGGAGGGCGGCUGUGCAGGAUCCGUUGUUGUGGAGGUAUUUUCUCCUGAGGGAUCUCCCCUUUUGGACAUCUGUUGAUUGGAAAUCACUCCCAGAUGGGGAGAUUUUUAAUAAAGCCUUUUCAGAGGUCAGCGAUAAUGCGCUGUAUGAUUACAUGGCAAUAUAUAAAAAAAGCUGUCCUCAGAGUAGAAGAAGUUUGAAAUCAAGCCGUCCCCGGUAUGGGGCUGUGACUUCCUUUUUGCAAUCACUGGUCACUCAGGCAGAACCUCGCUUUGCUAUGUUUGGGCCAGGUUUGGAAGAGCUGGAUGACUCUUUAGUGCAAAAGAUGAUGACAUGCCCAGAAGUUCUGCUAGUAGCUGGCUUACCUCAAAGACAAAUUCACGGAAUUGGAUCAGGAGUCAGUUUUCAGUUUAGCAACAAUCAAAAAUUCAAUAUUCUGACAUUGUAUUCAACCACCAGUGUGGAAAGGAGGAGAGCAAGGGCAGAGCAAGCUGUUGCUGUGAAUAAGAUGUUCUACCAAGAGAACAGUGUAGUAGGGAAUCAGCAAGCCGUGCACUACAGUGUAAUAGCUCAAGUGAAAAAGGUGUGCGAAGUAGUUGAUGGAUUCAUUUAUGUUGCUAAUGCAGAAGCUCAUAAAAACCAUGAUCGUCAAGAGGAACUGGCUCGUAUUUUGGCAAUGAUUGAUCCAGCUCUUGGGCCUCCGAACAGACCUCUGCUAGUUUUGUCUUGUGUCUCUCACAUUGGUGUGAAAAGAAUUCCGUGUGUUUACAUGGCACAUCAGUUGCAACUAAAUCUGCUACAUCAGCCCUGGAUGGUGCAGGACACUGUAGCUGCAACUUUAGCUGGAUUGCUAAAUGGAAUUGAGUGGCUCCUGGAAGAAGCAAAUUGUAAAAAUGCACAGUAAUGGAACUGUGCAUUGUUUUACUGUAUGGAGACUUUGGUGUUUUGCAGUUCAGACAAAGUAAGAAUCUUGUCCUGGCAAAGCACUGUCAGAAGGGAGAUUUAAAAGGCAAACCUGCAUAUAUUUCAGUGCAUGUACUUUAAAAAUUAACAUUCUUCCAACUGUAGUCCUGAAUUAGAAGUACAAGCCAGGAUUGCCUGGAUUCCAGCAGCUGACGAAGUGAUUUGGGGGGGCAAUCUGGGUGGUUUGGUUUUUUUCUGUCUUUCAAGCAGGGGCCUUCAGGGUGCAAAUUUUUCUCAGUAUAGCUGAUAAUCUAAUCUCUUCUGUAAAUGUACAUAACACUAGGUUGGUUUAUCAGCACCGCCCUAUGGCAUGCAUCACGCAUUUAGUAGGUAUAUUCAAUCGUGACAGUGACGGUUCCCAACCAAAGAAAAUAUACUAUACGUUGUACAGUAGUAAGUUGACAGAAAGACAGUAUCCCUUCAAAAGAGUGAAUUCUCCUGUAUUUUUUCCAGAAACAAUGCCUAGACAAGAAAUAGCAGCUGCAGGAGAAUUAUUGGCCCAGACCAAAAUUCUCAGAAGCAAACAAACAAAUUACCGUAUAUGAAUUGGUUGUUUCUUGUUUGUGAUCUUAUUUAUUAAACAACCACAUUAGACUUCAGCAUCUUCUGCUUUCUGUUGCAGUGAAAUUAUUAGCUUGAACUGGACAUACCUCUGAUGUCAUGAAUAAAUGUUGAAUUAUUAGUACUCCAGGACAUUUAUCAAAUACGCAGGACCUAUCAGUUACUCAAAUAGUUGUGGCCAUUUGCAGAUGUGAAGUGUACUUGGCUUGAAAUUUUCUACACUGUUGCAAAUAUUUUUGUAAAAAGGGAAACAACAUUUCAGAGCUGGAAUUGCAUUUUCCAUAUUGAUGUCAUUUGGGAUAGUCCUAGUCUUCCACCUUUUUGAUGUUUUUUCAUUAUUGGAUGAAUGUUCAGAAACUGCCCUUGGAUUUCUUGCCUGUGCAUGUAUUUGCUUUGUUCUUUUUGUUUUGUUUUGUUUUUUUCCCUCUCUCUCUCCAUGGAAAUGCAAUAGUCUCACAAUUUUUUCUUGGUACUUAGAUAAAUGACUACAUGGUGCAUAAUCAGCUGUAACUGCCCUCAGUCUGGUAUGUGUGUCUGAUGCUCAACACAGCUAUGUCAGAAACAUUCCGUUUGAGAAUUUUCUAAUUUUUUAAUGAACUGGGACAGACACAGGAAGUGUUGGGGUUUUGUUUGUUUGUUUUUUUUUCAUAUUUAUGCACAAUUAACUCAGCUUUCUAGACGUUUUUGUAUGUCUUCUAAUAAGGACCUAUGGGAGCUUCAAGGGGAGAUCAAUGGGAAGCUAUACCAUGAUAAUUCUGUGGUCUAUCCUUUUUUUUUAAUAGGGUGUGUGUGCUUUGCCCUUUAAAAUAGAGAAGACACAAAAGAUUUAGGAGUAUCUGGGGGAAAAUUCCACACUCUGUGACUGGGUGUGUGUGACCUUCCUGCUAGUCAUAAUAAUCCCAUAAUGAUCUAUCUGUAGAGGGUUGACUGUAGCAACCUGUUGCUAUGUUAGCUACUACAAAUACGUUUUUUUGUGAGAUCCUCGUUCUGCUUUCUUCAUAAGGAAUAAAUUAUUUUUUAAAAAAUGA